Messenger RNA from Mytilus californianus (California mussel), 741 nucleotides. Its product is annotated as transcription intermediary factor 1-alpha-like. The transcript is spliced from 3 exons. Gene Ontology annotation, molecular function: zinc ion binding. Lineage: Eukaryota; Metazoa; Mollusca; Bivalvia; Mytilida; Mytilidae. The record is from RefSeq and is a predicted model, not a curated record. Bases 1 to 741 code for a protein of 246 amino acids.
AUGGCAACAUCAAUACCUUCCUGUGGUCCAUGUGAUAUCCAGCAUAUCACCAAACCAUCCUUAGUCUGGUGCACAGAAUGUGAAGAAGGAUUAUGCCCACAAUGCAUAAAACAUCAUACUGCUUCUAAAGCAUCGCGAAACCAUAGAACCCGACCGAUAACCGAACAUCAGGAAUUACCAAGUGAUGUUAAAAAAAUCACAGAAAACUGUGAUAAACAUAAUGAGAAGUACACAAUUUACUGUAAGAAGCAUGAAUGUCUCUGUUGUGGUAGUUGUGUCGUAAUAGAUCACACCAAUUGCCGAGAAUUUUCCAGAUUAACAGACAUCAUCGACAAAACCAAAACAUCAGAGGCUUUAAAUGAGAUUGAACAGUUGUUAUCAGAAAUGGCAGAAAAUAUUCAGAGAAUUCGUCAGAAUCGAGAAAACAACAUGAAGACGUUAUCCGAGAAAGAGCAGGAUAUUGACAGGAAGUCAUGGAAACCCGGUCUAAAAUCAACAUUGAAUACAGCUGAAGAAAAAGAAACAGACCAAAUAAGCCAAAUGCUUGCCUUAUUAGAUGGAGAGAGAGCCGAAAUUUAUGAACACCAGAAUACAGUAAUAAAAAUCAAAAAAAAAAGCGUCAUAGAGAAACCAUGUGGUAUCUCUGUCGAUAAUGAUGGUAACGUGUACGUUGCGAGAAACGAAUCUAACAUUGUGGUAGUUAUAUCUGCUGAUGGACAACAACACAAAAGUCUACCAUAA